CGACGGCCGUUGACAUAUUUUCGCUUGGUUGUGUGUAUUACUAUGUUAUGUCAAGCGGAAUGCAUCCAUUUGGCGACGCGGUGAAGCGACAAUUGAAUAUUAUAUCAUAUGAAUGUGAUCUCAAAUUGUUUAGUAAUCCAGAUAUGUUGGAUAGUACAGGUGUAUUAGCUGAGGAAUUAAUAGGAGAUAUGAUCAGUCGGGAGCCGGUCAGGAGACCGACAGCAAAAGCCAUUUUGUCACAUCCAUUCUUUUGGAAUGCAGAAAAAAUUCUAAACUUUUUACAGGAUGUAAGUGAUCGUGUGGAAAAAAUAGAUUUCCAAAGUGAUCCAUUGAAGACGUUGGAAAAGAAUAGUAAAUUCAUAACGAGAGAAGAUUGGAAUUUACAUUUGGAUGAGACAAUCACCUCCGAUCUUCGUAAAUACCGUGCAUAUCAAGGCAAUAGUGUUCGAGACUUACUGAGAGCAUUACGGAAUAAAAAACACCACUACCACGAGCUGUCCAUCGAGACGCAAAUGCGACUGGGACCGAUACCGCAAUCAUUCAUGAAGUACUGGAUUGAUCGUUUUCCGCGGCUUUUAUCUCACAGUUAUCAUGCCCUAGAAUCGUGUAGCAACGAGCCAAUAUUUUCAUGUUAUUAUCCAUCAACGUGUUACGUCUUUUCAAAGCCGCGUUAUUUCUACGAGGAAACGGAAGAUUUCAAGCCAUUUGACACGGGCUCAAAAUCGCGUGACAGUCCAAAUCGCUUCAAUUACAAGCCGAUGAAUUACCCAAACUUUGUCAUGACACGAAAAACCGGCCCAAAAUUUCAAAACAAUUAUGGCCCAAUGAAUAACGGUGAUGGUACAAACCUAUCGACUUACACAAGAGCAACGAAAAAAGGUGCAUACAAUUUUCACCGUUUUGCAAACAACGAACAGAAUAACUACAAGCCAGAGCAUAAUGAAAAUUUGAAAUGGGCCGACAACGCAAAGGCAUACGAAUUUAUUGAAGUCACGAGAAAUGAGCAAACAUUUGAAAAAUGUGACAAUGAGGAAAGAGGAGAACAAUAUGAUAAUGGUGCUAAAGAGAAACGAGUGCUAAAUGUACGGAAUGUCGAUUUUGACAAGAUAGAUGCAACGAAGGCUGAUGACAGUGAGAAGAAGGGAGACAAUUUUGAAAAGAAAGCAAAAAAUACCGACAAUCCCAAAUUUGACAAAUCGAAAAAGAAGAACAAAAUCGAUGCCGCUGUUAGCAAAGAACCAGAACCACUGGAAGACGAUGGAUUUACAAAAGUUCGAUAUCGGGGUCAUGGCAAUUCAAAGAAACAGAAAAAUAACGAACAGGUCACAUGGAUCAUACCCAAUCAAGAGAAGAAAUAAGACCGAUAUUUUUCUUUUCGUCGAAUUGUGCGCUACUUUCCAAAAUAAGCCAUGACUGUCGUUUAAAUAAUUUAUAUUUUUUUCAUUCCGUUUGGUGCCUCAUCAACGGCUGUCAAAUCAGCUAAGUCAUUUCUGUUAAAAAUGAUUGUUAAUAAUAGAGAAUACUAAAAAAUUGAUGUGAAAAAACAAAAACAAGAAUUUGUCGGCAAUAAUUCGAUUUUUAUAAUAUAAAACACUGAAUUUGCACUUGUCUGUGAUAAACGUUGUACAUUGUGAAAAUUAGUUUAGUCAUAUAUUUUUUUGCUCGUGUUGCUCGACAAAAACAAGUGUAUAUAUUUGGAAGUGAUGAAUGAGGAACCAAUUUUUAAUUUCUGGAAUUUGGAGCACAAGCACACAUGCACAAAUACAGCGGCAAACUGUUGAUUGUUGUUGUCAUUUAUCUGUAUGAGAAUUUGAUGUGACCUUGUUUACAGAAUUACUUUUAAAAGAAAAUAGUACAAAUUCGCCAAAAUCGUGUAGUGUGAGUUAAAUAACAACAUUUGUAUCAUAUUUUUCAACAUUUCGGGAAAUACAGGCUGCAAUAAAUCAAUUGUUGUAAAAUUUGGUUCUUGAAAAAGGUUUAUUUUGAAAACUUUUUCUAAUGAAUUUUUUUCUUCUUCAAGAAAAUGAGCAUAUGAGUUUUAGAUAGAAAUUGUUAGAUUGAUUAUAGCCAAGAGUUUAGUGUAUUUUUUUUUUAAAUCUUCGCAUUACACAUUCCGUUUCGAAUCAGUUUGAAGCAUCACUUUUAUCAUGGUAAAAAUCUCAAAUAAAUCAAUUUUACCAUUUAAAAUUUAAUUGAGUCAUAACUCAAGGAGGAAUUUUAGUCUGGAAAGACACACUGAUUUUGGAUACAAUUUUGUAGAAUUCUUUGUAACGAUGAAAUAACGAAAAUAAAUGUAUCUUUAUUUGUUUAA
Contarinia nasturtii (swede midge) is the source of this 2311-nucleotide messenger RNA. RefSeq lists its product as uncharacterized. The transcript is spliced from 3 exons. Gene Ontology annotation, biological process: intrinsic apoptotic signaling pathway in response to endoplasmic reticulum stress; mRNA processing; IRE1-mediated unfolded protein response. Gene Ontology annotation, molecular function: RNA endonuclease activity; protein serine/threonine kinase activity. Bases 48 to 1358 code for a protein of 436 amino acids. Gene Ontology annotation, cellular component: IRE1-TRAF2-ASK1 complex. The record is from RefSeq and is a predicted model, not a curated record. NCBI's taxonomy places the organism in Eukaryota, Metazoa, Arthropoda, Insecta, Diptera, Cecidomyiidae.